GGCGACUGGGUAUGCCAAGUGGGUGCAUCUGGCGUGGCAGGCAAUCGCGCUCGUUCUGACGGCAGUGGCGAUGGCGGCUAUUAUUGUGGCCAAAGGGACGGAGCACAAGCACAUGUACUCCGUGCAUACCUACUGCGGCGUGCUCACUCUCGCUCUCUUCGCUGUCCAGUUCUUCUGGGGCCUGUGCGCGUUCGUGCUCUUCAAGAGCCACCUGUCCGAUGCAACGCGGUACCAGAUGGGCACCUACCACAUCCUGCUCGGCAAGUUCACAUACUAUGCCGGCAUUGGCACCUGCGUGAACGGGUUCGCAGACAUGCAGAUGAUGAUGGUGCAUUCAGGCCAGCCCAACUACGGCAGUGCGAGCAUGGCGCAGAACUGGGCCUCGCUCUUCCUCUGGUUCGUCUCCGCUGCUGUGUUUGGCGCCAUGACAACUUCCAGGACCGCCGAGCUCGUCACUGACUCUGAUGAGAAGGACAAUGCAAAGAACGUUGCGGUGUAG
Closterium sp. Yama58-4 is the source of this 499-nucleotide messenger RNA. The record is from the annotation of a GenBank genome assembly. NCBI's taxonomy places the organism in Eukaryota, Viridiplantae, Streptophyta, Zygnematophyceae, Desmidiales, Closteriaceae.